Parnassius mnemosyne (clouded apollo) is the source of this 4053-nucleotide messenger RNA. The record is from the annotation of a GenBank genome assembly. Lineage: Eukaryota; Metazoa; Arthropoda; Insecta; Lepidoptera; Papilionidae.
GGAGGUCACGCGACUCGCUAAGAAACUCGCUCUCGAAUGCACUGACAAGCGAAUUCGUACCAACCUGCUUCAAGUUUGCGAAAGAAUUCCGACCAUCGGCACUCAGCUUAAGAUCCUGUCAACUGUUAAAGCUACCAUGCUUGGAGCUCAAGGAAGCGAAGAAGAUCAAGAAGCAACGGAGAUGCUUGUUGGAAACGCGCAGAACCUCAUGCAGAGUGUAAAAGAAACGGUAAAGGCAGCGGAAGGCGCGUCGAUAAAAAUCCGCACGGAGCAAGGUGGCUACAGGUUGCGUUGGGUUCGUCGCUCGCCCUGGUACCAGAUCUAGAGCGGCCUCCGAAACGGUACACCCGUUCGUGUAUUGGUUGAAAACAUAUUUGGGAGUUGGAUUUCACGUAAUAUUAUAACUAAACUUGAUUUCUUGAAAUUCUAUUUAUAAUAAUCGAGCUUUCAUAGUCGUAUCUUAAAAAAAACGCAAAUUAAUUGCCUCAACGAAUUAAAUUUCAUUUUUUUUUGAAGAACUAUUAAAUCAAAUAUGAUUUGUUUAAAUAAUGUUUAUAAUAAAUAAAUAUAUAUAGGAAUAACAAAUCAAUAUACCUUUUUUUUAAAUUCUAGUACUAUUAGAGCCCUUAAAGUUUCACAGGCACUAAAAAGUUAAGAAUAGGGUAGAGGACAUGUUACAAUGGAAAGCAUUUUGAAUUAAGCAAUUUUAGAUGUGAGCAAAAUUUCAUUCGUAGAUAUCUUUUUAUCGUAACUUGCAGUGUAAUUAAAAGAACCUUAUUACGAAUCUGAACUCUAAAUUUAUUUUAUGUAAAGUAGAAAGUUGUAUGACAGCGAUAUUAUGGAGCGUAUAAUAACCGAUAAAUGAAUGCUAUAUUCUAUUUAAUGUAUUUUUAUAUUAUAUAAAGAAUUGUAUUGCAAUAAUUUUGGGUAGGUUGUGUGAACAAACUGUAUUUGACCAAAUAUUUGGCAAGAUUUUUUUUCCUUUAGUCAUAACAAUUGACGUGGAAACGGGGCAUUCCAUAUUAGUCCUCAGGGGUGACAACGCAUCUGCAUUUUGAUUCUUUUUUUAAUCUGUGAUUGGUGUAGAUGUCUAUGGGUCAUAGCGUCUACUUACCAUCGGCUGUGCUCGUUUGUCGCCCUUGAAUUCUGGUAUAUUAUGUUCUAUAAAAAACUAAGAUAAUUGAUAAUAAACUUUAUGAUAUGGUGUUAUGAUCUGAAAUCAUUUGAUUCAAUUUGUUAGUAUAUUAUAAUUAAAAUAUUUUGAUUCUGGUCAUAUACAGGUUGUUUGAUUAUUUGACAACGAAAGAUUAUUUAAAGGAAGGUGGAGUAACCGAGUGUGAUUAUAAAAGCAAGUGCCAUGUAUUGUGCUUUAUAGUGUAUAACGUUAGGUAAACGUGAUGUAUGUAUGUCUGUUCAUAAUGUGGUAUGUUUACAUUUUUAAUUACACUUAACACACUACAACUAUCACGCGGUAUGUAAAAGAGUUAUAGUUUUUUUUGUUUUUGUGAGAAAUGUUACUUAGUAAAUGUGAUUUGGACCUUUGGUAUCGUGAAGACAUUUACGUGUAAAUUGCACAUGGAAAAUCAUCAUUGCAGAGCACUCAUUUCGAGUACGAGCAUAUCUCACGCUAUAGUAGUAGUACGAGUAAUUGGUUGUCACAGUUUUUGCCCGAUAUAGCGCAAUUCCAAAAUUACGUCCCACUGCUAUGCAUUUAUUUUAUAUAUUAUAUAUGUGUAGACUUCAUUUAAUCCGAACACCGAAUCCGGUUAUUUUCGAUAUAUAAUUUAUUUUUGUAAAACUCAUAUACGAGACUAGAGAAAUAUAAACAUAAUUACACAAAAAGUGAAAUGUCACAAAUAAAAUGGUAAAUACACGUUAUGAACAGUCAUCCAAUCAUAUCAUAUAGAGAGAUUAUAUUUAUAUAUGUAUUUUAAAGGUUUAAAAUAUAUGAUGUAUGUAACUCUGCAUAUUUUAAUAUGUAAUAUCAACGUGAACGAAAAGUAAAUUCAAUUGUAAGUUAUUUAACUAAUCACUUGCCUUGACAAAUGUGAAUGUAAACUGAAAUUAGUAAUAAGUGGAAUAUUAUAUAGUAUAUAGAAAGAAUCAGUCUGUAUAUAGGGGUGCCCACUAGUUGGAGCCACACGCAAGUGUGAGUAACGAUCCAAGAGCGAGUCUCAUCCGACACUAUUCCGAAGAUAUCCCGGAUGUCAGUCUGAGCGAGAUUAGGAUGGCUCUCCAGCGCCUUAAAAACGGUAAGGCCCCAGGCGAGGAUGGAAUUACAGCGGAGCUUCUGAAAGCGGGUGGAAGACCGGUACUUGAAGUCCUUCAGAAGCUCUUUAAUUCCGUCCUCCAUGGUGGCAUUACACCGGAGGCGUGGAGCAGAAGUGCGGUGGUCUUGUUCUUCAAGAAAGGUGACAACGCUCUCUUGAAGAACUACAGACCGAUUUCCCUUCUGAGCCGCGUCUACGUGCUGUUUUCGAGAGUCAUUACGAAUCGUCUCGCGCGCAGACUUGACGACUUCCAGCCUCCCGAACAAGCCGGUUUCCGAAAGGGCUUUAGCACCAUAGACCACAUACAUACCCUUCGGCAAGUUGUACAGAAGUCCGAAGAGUACAAUUUGCCACUAUGUCUGGCGUAUGUGGACUAUGAGAAAGCCUUUGAUUCCGUCGAAAUUUGGGCGGUGCUGCAGUCCCUUCAGCGGUGCCAAGUUGACUGUCGGUAUAUCGAAGUGUUGAAGUGCUUGUACAGUAGGGCUACGAUGGCUAUCCGAGUACAGAACCAGAGUACGAAACCUAUCCAAUUGCAGAGAGGUGUAAGACAGGGUGACGUCAUAUCCCCGAAACUCUUCACCGCUGCAUUGGAAGACGUUUUCAAGCUUCUGGACUGGAAAGGAUACGGUAUCAACAUCAAUGGCGAGUACAUCACUCACCUUCGAUUUGCCGACGAUAUAGUCCUUAUGGCAGAAUCGCUGGAGGACCUAAGCACUAUGCUCAAUGACCUCAAUAGUGUUUCCCAACGGAUAGGUCUUAAGAUGAACAUGGACAAAACUAAGAUCGUGUUUAAUGUCCAUGUCACACCUAUGCCGGUAGUUGUUGGGAACACUAAGCUCGAAGUUGUUGACGAGUAUGUUUACCUGGGACAAAUAGUCCGACUAGGUAAGUCCAACUUCGACCGAGAGGUCAAUCGACGGAUUCAACUCGGCUGGGCAGCGUUCGGGAAGCUACGACACAUCUUCUCGUCAGACAUACCUCAAAACCUUAAAACGAAAUUGUACAACCAGUGCGUGUUGCCAGUGAUGACUUACGGAACUGAGACGUGGUCCUUCACUGCUGGCCGUAUGAGGAAGCUCAAGGUCGCUCAGCGAGCUAUGGAGAGGGCUAUGCUCGGAGUUUCUCUGCGUGAUAAACUUAGGAAUGAGGAUAUCCGCAGUAGAACCAGAGUGACCGACAUAGCCCAACGGAUUAGUAAGCUGAAGUGGCAGUGGGCCGGCCAUAUAGCUCGAAGAACCGACAACCGAUGGGGAAGAAAGGUUCUCGAGUGGCAGCCUCGUACCGGUAGGCGAAGUGUAGGGCGUCCCCCCACGAGAUGGAGUGACGACCUGGUAAGACAUGCAGGAAGUCGAUGGAUGCAGGUGGCUCAGGACCGUGUUUUGUGGCAUUCUUUGGGGGAGGCCUAUGUUCAGCAGUGGACUUGUGAAGGGCUGUAAUGAUGAUGAUGAUGAUGAUGACAUGCAGCAUAGGAAGGUUGAUUAAAAAAAAAUGUCUAAAUCAAUCUAAAUGUUUCGAAGUUAUGCGCAAUAAAGGAACAAACAUAACUUCAUAUACAGGCUGGUUCAAAAUAAAAAUAUUUUUGUAUGAGUGAGAGAAAUGUAUUACUAAAAUAUAAAAAUAGUAAUAAUUUAAUAAUAAAUGUAGGAAAUAUUAGGCAAUAAAAUAACAUGCUCUAGCUGUCGUUGUUUCUAAGUGUGCUUGUAUUUUACAACUUUUAAUUCUUUUUAUCUACAUUUUUGUUUAUAGGUUAUAUUUUAUUUAUUCUAAUAAACAGUUUUUUUAU